Messenger RNA from Andrographis paniculata, 2031 nucleotides. RefSeq names its product thylakoidal processing peptidase 1, chloroplastic-like. Gene Ontology annotation, biological process: thylakoid membrane organization. Gene Ontology annotation, cellular component: chloroplast thylakoid membrane. Gene Ontology annotation, molecular function: serine-type endopeptidase activity. The record is from RefSeq and is a predicted model, not a curated record. Lineage: Eukaryota; Viridiplantae; Streptophyta; Magnoliopsida; Lamiales; Acanthaceae. The transcript has 6 exons. The coding region runs from base 329 to 1525 and encodes 398 amino acids.
UCCUUUGAACUUUUGCCUUUUCCAUUGAUUCCGCCGUACUGUGAUCUUCCUCGCCCUUUCGUCGGGGAAGUUCCGCCGAUCGCCGCCGCAACCGCCGCAGCCGCCGGAGUUUUUCUUUUUUCUUUUCCGUUUUCUUUAACUGUAGCCUUCGCCGCCGCGGCUGUUGUAAACCACCCUUCCGAUUCCUCCAUUUUUGUUCGGGUUUUGUACUGAUUUCGAUUUCCAUGGCGCUGUUAUUUUCUUUGUAGAGCUCUCGCUCAUCUCACGGUUCAUCACAGACUUCGAAAUUUUCAUUUACUUCUUCGUCUGUCUAUUACAAAUUUUCCGAAUGGCGAUUCGAUUUACCGUCUCCUACACGGCCUCCAUCGCGUCAAGCUUCGCCGCUUCGACGGCCGCUCCUGGAAGAUGCGCUGCCUCCAGGCUCUUCCACGAGUGCGCCGCUCGAUCACGGAUUUUCCAGCACUCUGCAACGCAGGGCCUCGAUUCAGGCAACUCCGACUUCCGCCGCCCUGGAUCCACUCCCGAUCGAGUCAAUCAUCGAUCGUCUGUGCAUUCGGUUCUGACCGGAGAGUUUCUUUGUGGCAGUACACAAUCGAUCCCGCCUUUGGCUGCAGAAUUGAUUUCUUGCUUGAAGCAGUCAAUGGGGGCUUCUUCGGAUACAGGUUUUCUGCGGAUUUCGCCGUUUAAGGCGGGUUCAAUUCUGUCCUCUUUAUCCGGUUCUAAUCUGUCCCCUUGCAACGAGGUGGGGAUUAGAGAGGUGGAUAGAGGAGGAACACUUGAUAAUACCAAGCGCAACAAUUUAGUCGUUGCAACAGUCCAGAGUGUUAGCUCUAACGAUAAUGGUAGUGAAUGUUCGGAAGCUCUAGCGAUGGCCAAGAAUGUCGGCUCAGUCAGCAGGAAGGUUUUGGCGCAGAGCAGUGGUGUUAGUAACCGCAGUGGCUGGGUGUUAAAAUUGAUGAAUUAUUGCUUAAGUUCUCAGGAUGUUAAGGCAGCAUUCACUGCUUUCAGCGUUAGCAUUCUGUUUAAGUCGACUUUGGCUGAGCCCAGGUCGAUUCCCUCAACAUCAAUGUACCCGACUCUUGACGUGGGCGACAGGAUUCUAGCUGAGAAGGUUUCGUAUAUUUUUCGAAAUCCAGAAGUGAAAGACAUUGUGAUUUUUAAAGCACCUUUAAUUCUUCAGGAAAAUGGUUUCAGUUCAUCUGAUGUGUUUAUCAAAAGGGUUGUAGCAGUAGGGGGCGAUUCUGUGGAAGUUCAUGAUGGGAAAUUGAUUGUCAACGGUAUAGCUAAAGACGAGGAUUACAUUUUGGAGCCACUUGAUUACGAAAUGGAUCAUAUGGAUGUUCCCGAAGGCCAUGUUUUCGUCUUGGGGGAUAACCGUAACAACAGUUUCGACUCACAUAACUGGGGUUCAUUGCCGAUCGACAACAUCAUUGGUAGAUCCGUAUUUCGAUACUGGCCUCCUUCGAAAGUAUCCGACACUCUUCACAUCCCGUCAAAUCCUAUGGGCGCCAUUGCACUUUCAUGACGGCCCCGAUUGAAUUGAGAGAUUUCACACCCGAUUCAUUCAUCAGGACACGAUUCAACAACUUACUUUUGAGCAUAUUCAAAAUUUUAUCUAAGAUGGAUCCGGGGAUCCCCUCCCCCCUCGCCAAGGCUGCUUCCAACGGCGGCGAACUUUAGUAGAUCGACUGCUUCUGCUUCUGUAUCUUCUGUGUAUCUGCCUUUUUAAUUAUCUGCAACUUUCAGUCGGGGAAACUCAUGAACACAAGCGGGCAUGCCUGCUGCCCCGCCAGGCGCAAAAUCCUCCUGUCAAGAGAGCCAACAUCGUCGUCGUCAGAGGUAUGAAAUGGGAUGAGAGUGAAGUAGAGAUUGAUGAUGGUAGUUUGGUGAUAGGGCUAUGAAAUGAAAUGAAAUGAAAUGGCUAUUAAUUUGUUGGUAGCUGUGUUGGCUUCUCUAUGAAUUUGCUGCCUGUGUGUAAACAUAUUAUUCAUUCAUAAGUAAGCAGGAGGAUUUCUUCCUCGUUUGUCCUAA